Molecule: messenger RNA, 5761 nt
Organism: Orbicella faveolata
Lineage: Eukaryota; Metazoa; Cnidaria; Anthozoa; Scleractinia; Merulinidae
Product: protein MON2 homolog
Source: RefSeq, a predicted model, not a curated record
UUCGGCCCAGUCCUUCCUGUUCUUCUCAAACCAUGGAGGGGAUCUGGCACGAGCCACAUCAGCUAUCCAAUAUGGCGGCCUCCUCCCUUUGUUCGAUCAUUUAAUCAUCCGAAAGUUCGAAUCAAAACAAAGCUCAAAUGGCCAAAAAUAAUCCUGAUCCUAGCGGGCAUAAAAUCUUGGCGUAUUUUAGUGUUCAACAUUAAUUAUUUUGGACAUGGCAAGAGCUUUGGACGAGCGAUCUAAGAAAUUCAUCGAUGCGGUUCAAUCUGACCUGAGAGCUUUGUCCAACGAAACGAGACGAAAAUUCCAACCAGUUAAAGAGGCGGCAGAAGCUGGGAUUCUACGCCUCAGAACGAUUAGUGCUGCCAAGGCAAAAAGCUUGAAGAUCACAAAAGUGAUUGCAGAUGAAACUGAGAUAGUGCAACCAUUCUUGCUUGGCUGCGAUACCAAGAGUCUGCGUGUGGUGCAGAUCUCACUGACGGGUCUUCAGCGGCUCAUAAACAAUGAGGCUUUAUCUGAGUCGUCUGCCGUAAAUCUUGUCAGUGCGUUAUGGCAGUUGAUGGAGGGAGGCUUGGAAGAGCUACGAAUCCUUCAGACAAUUAUUCUUCUCAUAACAACGUCAAAUAUUGUUCAUGGGGAGUGCCUCGGAAAGGCCAUGGUCUUGUGCUUCAAGUUAUAUUUCAUAAAAGAUGCAACAAUUUGUACGACUGCUGCAGCAACUGUCAGACAGAUGGUGUCAGUGAUAUUUGAGAGAGUUGUCACAGAGGACAGUCAAGGAUUAGGUAAAGAAAUUUCACUUAUUUUUACAGUCAACACCUUAUUCUGUUGCUCUCCUAAGGCCAUGGUCUUGUGCUUCAAGUUAUAUUUCAUAAAAGAUGCAACAAUUUGUACGACUGCUGCAGCAACUGUCAGACAGAUGGUGUCAGUGAUAUUUGAGAGAGUUGUCACAGAGGACAGUCAAGGAUUAGCUGCUCAGAAAGUUGAGGACACUGCAGGAUCCAUCAGACAUAAGAACUGUCCUGUCAGUCUCCACCCAUGUGCUCGGGAUGCUUAUCUACUUUUUCAGGAUUUGUGUCAACUUACAAAUGGAGAGCAGCCCUACUGGUUGAUUGGUAUUAUUGAGAUGACAAGAACAUUUGGGUUAGAGCUGCUAGAAAGUGUGCUGAAGGGAUACCCAAACAUAUUUCUUAAACAUCCUGAAUUUAGCUUCCUACUAAAGGAAAGAGUCUGUCCACUGAUCAUCAAACUGUUCUCUCCAAGCAUCAAACACCGUGUAAGCUCAACUCCAUUGGAGAAACCACUCUAUCCAGUGGCGGUCAGACUUCUUAGGAUUGUCUCUGUCCUGAUAGAAAAAUUUUACACUCUUUUGGUAACUGAGUGUGAGAUUUUUCUGUCCCUCUUGGUGAAGUUCCUGGAGCCAGAUAAGCCACAGUGGCAGAGAGCACUGGCUCUUGAAGUUCUUCAUACUCUUACAAUUCAGCCAGCCCUACUCAGGUCAUUUUGCCUGUUUUAUGACAUGCAGGAACACUCCACCAGAAUCUUUCAUGACAUGGUGAAUGCCCUGACGAGCUUCACCCAGGGAUUAUUCACCAACCAGACAACCCACAGCUCAUCACAGAAUGCGUCACACUUAGCCAGUGCCAACACAAUCCAGACUCCAUCCAGUGCUCCGCCCCCAUCAGUCGUGGCUCUGAGUGCAAUGGGUGGGGUCACUCCGCAGCCUGGGUUCUCUUACAGGGGUUCAUGGAUACCACUGAAUGUUAUGCCAGUUUAUGGUCAAGCUAAACCUGUUUAUCUAGAACAGUUGGAAAGGCCUGAGUGUUCAUCAAUCUCUGAUGGCUACACACUGUCCAUUGCCUUCGCCUGUUUGCUGGAGAUUGUCAAAAGUCUUGAUGUGCUUGUACAAGAAAGCAAUGGCUCAUCAAAUGGGGGAGAUGUUAUUGGUUGGAUUGAACCUGAAGUGCCUGGAACACCUAUUGAGACAGGGGUAGGGACUGACACUAUCAGAGCUGCGGCAAAAGAAGGUGUAGAAAAUGACAAAGGAUCAAAUGCACCAGACUUGUUUCAGGAGAUGGUGUCAGCUUCGUGGUGUGGAGUUUUGGCAUCCUUAUCUUUACUUUUAGAAGCAAGCAAUGAUGAAACUGCCACAGAAACCAUACUCAAAUCUUACCAGUUAUAUGCUAAUGUUUGUGGCAUCCUGAAUCUCACUACUCCGAGAGAUGCGUUUAUCACUUCACUUUGUAAGGCAGCAUUGCCCCCACACUACACCCUGACAGUACUUAAUCCCCACUCCGGUACUGCUCAGGUAUCUUAUGUCAAGAUGCCAAUGAGUGGGUCUCAGUCCCUCUCAGAAUCACAGGGAGGAGAUCACAGAGGCAUUGGGAGAUCACUGUCUGGCUCGGGAGAGACUGGGUCUAGUGCUGUUGUCACAGGCGUCCCACUUGGUUCCAGUCAUGGUCCUGUGUCCUUAACAGCAAAGAACAUUCAGUGUAUGCGCUCACUGUUAAGCCUUGCACACUGCCAUGGAGGAAUUCUGGGAACAGCCUGGCACAUGGUACUUACAACACUGCAGCAUCUGACAUGGAUUUUGGGUCUGAAGCCGUCUGCAGGAGGGACGCUGAAAGCUAUGCCAGCCAGCGAGGCUCCUAACUUGGUCAUAACCCAAGCAAUGAUGGCUGAGCUUCCUGUCCUGGCUGCAAUCUUAUCAAGACUCUUUGAAACAUCCAAGUAUCUAGAUGAUGUCGGUUUGCACCAUCUUGUGGACGCGCUGUGCAGAUUAUCCACCACUUCAAUGGAACAAGCACAGACCAACAAGGAACCCUCUCUCUUUGCUGUGGCCAAACUGUUAGAGACAGGUUUAAAUAACCUCCACCGCGCACGCGUCUUGUGGAAACCGCUGACGGCACAUCUUUUGGAGGUGUGCCAGCAUUCUCACGCUAAAAUGCGCGAGUGGGGGGCCGAGGCUGUGACGUCAUUGGUUCGUUCAGCUCUGACGCAUGACCAUAAUCCUCCUUUGAAACAAGACCUGCAAUUACAGUCGAUGCUUCUCAGUCCUCUCCAAGAAAUGUCAAAUGUCAGCUUUUCGGAUAUUCGCUAUAAGCAAUUAGAAUGUGUUCUACAGAUUCUUCACUCAACCGGUCAAAACCUGGGGCAAGGAUGGCUGUGUGUGCUGGGAGUAAUCGGAGCAGCUACUAACCAGCAAGGUGAGGGUCUUAUUCGGGUUGCAUUCCAAAGCUUACAGCUUGUGGUGACAGAUUUCCUUCCUUUGAUGCCUUGCACGUGUAUCAAGGUCGUGGUGGACGUGGCGGGAAAAUUUGGCCUGCAGCCACAAGAACUGAACAUCAGCUUGACAGCCAUUGGUCUGUUGUGGAAUAUUUCUGAUUUUCUCUCGCAACACCGAGAGAAGAUUCGCACCGAGUUGGAACAAGUCGAAGGUUCCGCGAAUGACAACACGAAGUACGACAAACCGGUGCCUCCGUCAGACCGACAAUGGAUGUGCUUGUAUUCCAAACUCGGUGAACUAUGCGUCGAUCCUCGUCCAGCGGUUAGAAAAAGCGCAGGACAGACGCUGUUCUCCACCAUAAGUGCGCAUGGCUCGUUACUGGAGAAUGUCACGUGGUACACGGUCCUUUGGAGGGUGCUGUUUCCUUUAUUGGAGCAAGUCAAAACCAUGUCCACAUCUGCAGCCGAUGUCCCACCCCCAAGUGAUGCUGUUAACUCAAAGGGCAAAAUACUCAUUCACCAUUCACGUGAUACGGCGGAAAAACAGUGGGCGGAAACACGUGUUCUGACGUUGGGUGGCGUGGCGCGCGUGUUUAACAACCGGCGCCAAAUUUUGGCGGGUCUCGAUGAGUUCCCGCGCGCGUGGGCGCUUCUUUUGGAGUUCGUCGAGUCUGCGGCGUUGAGCAAGUCCGCUGAAGUUGCACUGGCGGCACUUAAAAGCUUUCAGGACAUCGUUCAAGAUUCGAGUGAAGCUCAAGAGAGCGCUGGCGCGAAUUCAAGCCCGGGGGAAAACACAAGGGACAAAAAAGCGGCCAAAGGAGCUGCUAGACUUAAAGUAAAACCUAAAUUUUGUCAAGCAGCGGACGAGGAUUUGAAUCUUUGGACAAACGCUUGGCGCGUGUGGUACAACAUCGGAACAACAAGCAUGUCAGAAGCACAUGUUGUCAGAACAAGACGAGAUUCCUCCGGAAAACUGAGCUCUAUUAGAACUUAUCCUGCGCAGGCCUUUCUGGCAGCCCUGGUGCAGAUAUUUCCCUCUCUGUUCAUGAGAAUAUACGGCCGUUUUGGCUUAGCCGAUUUGCAGAAACUUGUGCGAAUUCUGCAGACUUCUGUGACAAUUCCCGUGCCAAUAGAUCAGUCACCGUUUCUAGUACCAUCGUUCCAAGAUACUGUAUUAACACCCUUGCAACACGCAAUUUUGGACGCUAUCGAGGUUUUACGCGAACCUCUGCCAAACCUCUCUGGGUCUGUUCUUCAUGUCUCCAAGCAACCAAUGUAUCCUACACUAUUUUCACUGCUUCUUCAGUUCUUUGACUGCGCUACAGAGCCUCCACAGAUUGAUGACUUACCUGACACAGAUGGCACUGCCAGACGUAAAAAGAAAGAAUGGAUUAUUCUGUCGCUCACGCCUUUCUCGGAGAAAUGUCUUGAGAUGGCUGUAGUGUUGUAUAGUACCAACGGAUUUCCUUUACGUGAAGAGUUUGCCAAGUCCUGCUUUGAAACUCUGUUACAGUUUUCAUUUGUCAAUGGAACGGCAGAAGUUGAUCAACGUGUAGAGCAGCCAGACGGCAAAGUGUCUGAGUUAGCGUUAGACGCUCUUCUCAGGCGAUGUAGCGACGUGCUGGUGAAGUACGUUGAGGACGAGAAACUUAGUGGAAAAUGUCCUUUACCCAGAACCCGCAUGGCUGAGAUGUCCUUCGUUAUGAAAGCUAUCAGCACAUUACUGUCGUCCUUGAAAAGAGCUGUCAAGGAAAAUCCUACAGUUGUGGACGGGCGGAUCUGGGAACAAGUCGUUGAGCUGUACCCUCGUCUUGUGGAAUGUUCUGUUUGUAACUCCACCCCUGUCCGACGAGCCUUGCGGGAGGCAUUACAAGAAUACGCUGACCUGAUAAAACCGCCGAUUCAUACGUCCGCCAUGAAUGGUAAACGCUAGGUCAAAGACCGCCCAAAUAAAUUUGAAGAGUGAAAAGCGAAUGAUAUAUAUUAAGGGACUCUGGUUCAUGUGAACGAACGAGCAAGAUGAUACACGGAUCUAUUGAAAUUGUAAAAGAAAGACAGGAAAUUCGUAGGGUAAUUCCCUGCGCACAUGCCUGUAAGGAAUCUUCUCCGUGGGAACCUUCCAUCCAUGUGAGUUGACCAAGAUAUUUAAUUUGCUUUAAAUCUGAAGCCAUUUGUAAGGAGCUGUCGCGUCAUGUUAAGUGAUGCUUUGUUUUGUAUGAAAUUACUUUGAAAUCGAAGGAGAACUUUUGCUAGGUGAAAGUGUUUUCCUUUGAAUAUUUCAAGGAUAUAUUCUCCAAUUAGAGAAACCUUGUUCUUCAUUUCUUACACUGGACUUAAACAAAACUCGCCGACUUUAUUCAACAAUUUCAACUCAAAGGUUCAUUGCAUAGAAAUUGUACAAAACUAAUGUCAUUAAGUUAAAGUUCUUAAAACAGACGUUAUUUCUUAUGAGCAUAAAGAACGUAAGAGAGAAUUGUCUAUUUGUCGAGUAUAACUAACGUUUUUAAACCGGAUUUUUUUUAAUUGAAAACUUUCAUCG